Folsomia candida is the source of this 2868-nucleotide messenger RNA. RefSeq lists its product as uncharacterized. The record is from RefSeq and is a predicted model, not a curated record. The transcript has 5 exons. Gene Ontology annotation, molecular function: olfactory receptor binding. The coding region runs from base 313 to 2427 and encodes 704 amino acids. Gene Ontology annotation, biological process: protein targeting to membrane; protein insertion into membrane. Lineage: Eukaryota; Metazoa; Arthropoda; Collembola; Entomobryomorpha; Isotomidae.
GUCUCACCUCCUCCUCACGGCAAUAAGACACGUUCGCUCUUCACUCCGUUUUGGAAAUUUUGGAAGGUUUUUCACAGAAAUUUUAGAAAACCCACGGCAGGCCUACUAAGGAUAAGCGAGAAGACUGGACUGAUAAGUUAUUUUAUGAUAUUUAGUAUAUUGCGUAUUUGGAACUUAGAAUUUUUUUAAAAGUUAGAUAUAGUUGGAGGGUAGUAAAUGUAGUAUUAUUCUAUGUUCAAGUGGGUUAAUUAGUAGUAGCUCUAUUUUAUUCUAAAUUGUCAAAACUCUAUUUUUUGUUUGUUUUGUUAGUAUAUGUGUUAUCAAAAAGAGGUAGAAAUCAUCCUAGACGCUGUUUCAGUUAUAAUGGUUGUACAACGUGGCCAAGAUGAAGGAGGGGAAAAUACUGGCGACCAUGAAGUUAGGGAGGUUAUCCAAGUCUCAGUUGAGGAGAACCUGAACAGUUCCACUGCCACCAACAUUCCUACUGAAUCGUCAGAUGAGGAUGAUCUGUUUGAAUCUAGUAGUAGCGAGGAAGAAAUUGCUUGUCUGGAGACUUUUGCAGCGGAGGAGAAAGAGGUGAACGAACUGAUACUGCACGUAGCCACUCCGUCGUCUCAUCUCGCCUCCGUUGAAGCUUGCGGGUGUCCAUCUCACUCGACUGGACACAAUCCCUUUGCUGGACACACUGCGAAUGUACAUUUUUCGCCAGAAUAUCAUUUCACCAACGGAAUUGAACUACCAUAUUCGAAUGCAACAUGGACGAAUAAUAAUAAUAAUAACGUUGGCAUCAUGCUACCUCAACAACAAGCUGGCUUUCCUAUCGCACCUGCUCACCAUUUCAACAACAAUUACAUGGAAUUUCACCCACUCCAACACAGUAAUGGGCCAAUGUUGCAUGGAGGCCAAGUGCAAUUGGUGCCGAUGCCGAUGCCUGCACCAAUUUUUAACAAUCGUCAAUUUGCAUUAGUGGGCAGCCAUGUUGGAUUUCCAAUGCCUUUCCAAACACCCCCAACUAAUUACCCGAUUGGAAAUCCAAAUAGAAUGAUACCAACUAACCAGCAACAACUGCAAAGAGUUUGGCCUACUCCAAAUUUUAAUGUUGGUCAAUGUUCGCAGCCAUUACCACUACCAAUUUCAGGAGACGGUGUUUAUUCAGGAUUUAUUCCUCACGGAAAUGGGCAACCACUUCUACCGAUUGCAAAUUCGUCAUUUCUUCCAGUACCGACGAACGUACUGCAUUCAAUGGAUGGUGGGACAAGGUGUACACAAAUUUUGCAACCAUUUCCAAAUCAAUGGUAUUGCAACAAUAACAACGAAGGACAUUUGUUGUCUACUAACCAAUCGUUUUCGCCGUGUUUUGAAAACGUUGCAUUUCCUCCUCCUGGUGAUAAUUCAGACAUUCAAUGGGUUAUGAAUAAUUCAGAUUCGGACAUGAUGACGUAUCCUAUCAAUACGCACUAUUCUGGCCAUCUUCCAACUACGUCUCUAUCUUCUUGGGCACCUUCAGAUUCAUCAGGAUCAAGGAGGCCUUCGACUUCUGGCAGUGAUUGCUCAUACGGAUCCCUUGGACACGAUGAAUCAUUUUCCGGCAACAAUAUUAACUAUUCCGCUUCAACAUCUGCAGUGGGAAAUUUUAGCGACGUAGUAUGGUCUCCAACGGAUGUGUCGAAUCGAGUAAAGAUAAGGACGAUGACAGAGGAUAAUCUCAUAUUGAGUCAAAAUGGAUUCAUCGUGGAUGAUCGAGUCCACGUGAAUAUGCACGAGUUGUCUUACGUGGAUAACACAUUUGAUGUAACUGGCAUCAAGCAAUUUCCAGCGCCUCCUCCUUCAAACCUUGAGUACUAUGUUCCUCCCUCAGUUGACGAUUCUGAUUUCUUUGGAGGACAACAGUACUUGUGGCAAGCAAAAAUGUUUGAACAUUUUGGCAUACUUCUCCCAGACAUUUGGCGUUUGCAAGGUGCGCCUCAGUUCAACAUAAAUCCAGAUGAUGGAUGGGUCGGAUUAAAUAUCACUACGAAGCUUCGAUUUUGCUGCAGAAGCUGUAGUACACCAUGGACUUCAAAACAAGGGAAAAUUUUGUUUGCGUUUAAACAAAAUAAGGAUUCCCGUCGAGGAUUCAUUUUCAUGAAAAUCUUUGGACAAAUAUGCAUGAAUAAACAAAGGAAACCAUGUCGAGAUGAGAAUUAUCAACAACCAGCAUGCUAUCCUGAAGAAAUCGAAAGAGCAAUGAAAAGGCUUUUAGAAUUCGUGUGUAAUCAGUUUUACGGUAUUGCACUUCCAGAACAAUUCCUGAAUGAUUGCAAAAAAUCAAUUCGAUUAUCAAAUACUCGCAGCAGCACCAACAACCACCACAAUUUAAAUGUUGAAAAUCAUCAUCAUCACCGUAAAGAUCUUUGCCAGGCCUGCAGAUUGAAUAUUUGCUUUUAACAUGCCGAAAAUUUGAAGGAAAACUAAUCAAUUAUUUGCUAACAAGCGUUUAUUUUUUGAUGAUGCAUACUUACACAUAGUAUCCCAUAAUUUUAUUUACGUUGUGUGUUUGUGUCUUACUUUAAAUUUUCUCACUCUUCGAGAGUCCUGAUUAUGUACUAUUUUGUUUUCCGGCAAUUUAUUUUAUAAUGUCUUGUCUAUUUAUGUUUUUCAGUGAUUGCAUUUUUGUGUUCUGUUUCUUCUUCAAAUUUUACAGUUCUGUUGUAAAGGAGUAUUAUAUUACGGAGUAGCAAUUGUAUACAUUCAAUAUCAAGUUAAUUUUUCCAUUUAUGUAUCCUUAAUAUUACAUUAUAUAAAGCUCAAUCUUCAUCGAAUUGUGUUCUUUGCAAAUAAUAUUUUGUAUACUUACUUGCAAUUGAAAGAUAAUUGAAUAUUUUAAAA